CUCUUCCUCGAUCUUGCUUUUUCCACAUACCAUAUAUCAGAUACUCGCUUGCAUCCGAUCCACCGCCAUCAUGCGUUUCUCCAUCCCAGUGGUUGCUCUCUUCGCCGCCAACGUCCUCGCUGUGGACAUCUCUGGCGCCCCCCAAUGCGCCCAAACGUGCCUUCUUGACAACCAAUCCCAGUCGGCUUGCGAUCCUGAUGCGGCCGAUGCCACGUGCUUCUGCGCCGACACGGCCUUCUACAGCCUCGUCUCCGCGUGUGUGUUGGGUUCGUGCGAGUCUGGCGAUAUUCUCGCAACUUUGACCUGGUAUGGCGAGACUUGCCCCAGCAAGAGGAAGGCCCGCAUGCUGCGCGUGUAGAUGCAUCAGUCGUACAUCCGAUUCAAGGACGCAGAGGGGCAUGGUAAUGAUCGACUGCAGUGAGAUGGGUAAACGACAACAUGAACAGAUAUACAAUACAUGAGAUAGUAUAGCGUA
Periconia digitata is the source of this 475-nucleotide messenger RNA. The record is from the annotation of a GenBank genome assembly. Lineage: Eukaryota; Fungi; Ascomycota; Dothideomycetes; Pleosporales; Periconiaceae.